This is a messenger RNA of Cladophialophora yegresii CBS 114405, 1281 nucleotides long. RefSeq lists its product as uncharacterized. The coding region runs from base 1 to 1281 and encodes 426 amino acids. NCBI's taxonomy places the organism in Eukaryota, Fungi, Ascomycota, Eurotiomycetes, Chaetothyriales, Herpotrichiellaceae. The record is from RefSeq and is a predicted model, not a curated record. Gene Ontology annotation, molecular function: protein binding. The transcript has a single exon.
AUGGCCCGGAAACUAUUGUGGAUCUGGAGACAUAUCGUAGCAUUGAGUCUAUCGUUGUGCGUGCCACGGGUCUUCACGACAUCAGUGGUCGAACGCACCGAGGCAGCGUACGAGAUCGCUUUGGAACGACUUCUACAGUCUAGCGAACUCGAGCUCGAUCUGCACACCGAAGACGACGACGCCACGCUGGACGGAUUGGAUGUGAAGGGUGAAAACUCCUUCUCGCCGUGGUCCUAUGAACCCAUCUGCACAGAACACCUUGCACGGAUUCAAAGCAAGUUAUGCGUCUAUACUGACACCAAAUUCAGUAACGGAAGGGGUAUUUCCAUCUUCACCACCCCUCAGCACGCCGAAACGGUAGCUUCACUCGUCGUCUCCCACCCUGUGGAUUACGAGCCCUCGAUCAACGUCCCUACCCACGCCUGGUACACCGAGACGACUCCCAGCAAAGGUAUUGGUAUGUUCGCUAGCCAUGCCCUAAACCCGGGCGAUCUGACCACGUCGUACACGCCCGUCCUGCUCGCGUACAAAGAAAACGUCCUGCCGAAGAACGAGAGGGAGUCGUUCCUCCACCACGCAGUGAGCCGCUUGCCGGCUCGGACAGGAGCCGCGUACCGCGCUCUCGCCACUAUGUUCCACGAUAAAGCGUUUUUCAUGCAAGAUGUCGCCACCGCGAAUUCAUUCGAGAUGUGCAUUGGUGGCACGGCGCAUCUUGCCGUGAUUCCCGAACCCUCGCGGAUCAACCACGACUGUGCGCCGAAUGCCAUCUUUGGAUUCAACUCGACGGCUCUGGCGCAUACAGUCCGUGCGACGAGGGCGAUCGCAAAGGACGACGAGAUCACCAUUGCGUACACGAAUCCGUUGGAUGGGUUUGCGAAACGACAGAAGUAUCUCUCGGACUCUUUCGGAUUCGAAUGUACGUGCCCGCGCUGCCGGAGGGGCGAGGCCGGAGAUGCGGCGCUCGCUGAGAUCACGGCUCUUCAAAGGUCGCUCUCGCGCUGGUCGGAUCCGACUUCUACGGCCAGCACCAAACAAGCGGAACGGCUCAUUCAGAUCCACCGUGAAGAAGGGCUGAACGGCUAUCUUGAUCCGGCGUACUGUCUCGCAGCACUGGUGUAUAACUCCGUCGGCAGCGAAAGAGGGGCGAAGAGAUACACCAAGUUGUGCAUUGAGGCGAUCGAACUGAGGCUCGGCCCUGGAGCCGAGGACCUGCCGAAAUGGAGGGAAAUGCUCGAGGAUGUGAAGGGGCAUUGGAGCUGGAUGAGGCGCAAACGAGGCUGA